Naegleria gruberi is the source of this 531-nucleotide messenger RNA. RefSeq lists its product as uncharacterized. NCBI's taxonomy places the organism in Eukaryota, Heterolobosea, Eutetramitea, Acrasida, Naegleriidae. Bases 1 to 531 code for a protein of 176 amino acids. The transcript has a single exon. The record is from RefSeq and is a predicted model, not a curated record.
AUGCCUCCACCACCUCCACCAAGCAAUAACAGCAUUAUUAGUACUUCUCAAGGAUUUACUCCACCACCACCUCCUGGAAUAAACAGUUCCAUUCCAGUGAUUGGAGGAGAGGUCAAUAAGGUUCACGCAAAAAAGUCAACGAAACAGUACAUUAAUGUGAGAGAAAUUAUUGGACCAAAAGAUGUUUUCCAAGCAUUGAGAAUUGCUCCAUCAGUUUUUAAGGAAUUAUUUGGAGUUUCUUAUCCAAAUAAUUCAGAAUAUUUGGAAGGUCAACAAAUUGCUCAAGUUGUCUUUGAAGAUUUCGAAUUAAAUUUGAUUUGGGCGAGGGAUAUGAGUCAAACUGAUGAUUCGUAUGCAGUUCCAUAUGCCAUGACUGAUAGUACUCAUGCCUUGUGGGAAUUGUUGGGAAAUAAUGGUUUCGAAUUGAGAGAUUCGAGAAAUUAUCUCACCUAUCAAACUAAUAGAGUGAGCAGAUUUAAUGGAAGAAUGUUAUGCGAAAGAGUAUUCGAAAGAGACCUUUCCAAAAUGUAG